This is a messenger RNA of Pelodiscus sinensis (Chinese soft-shelled turtle), 3719 nucleotides long. NCBI's taxonomy places the organism in Eukaryota, Metazoa, Chordata, Testudines, Trionychidae. The record is from RefSeq and is a predicted model, not a curated record.
CAGCUGGAUCAGUGAUUCAGGAUUGGGUCUGGAACAGCACCAUCGUCACAGCUGAGAGUGAGUUUGAGGGGGUAGGAGCAGUGUCAUGGAGAGCUCAGAACAUAAGACGGCGGAGACCAGAUCGGACUCAACCCUGUGGGGUGGCGCUCCCCAGUAUGCCUAUGUUCAUUUCGAGAACUGCACCAAUUAUGGGAUCCCGUCGGAGACAGGGUGCGAGGCCAAGGGGACGGGGAAUGACCUGCACUGCCUGGAGAACUCCCUCAGCCAUCCGCAGCUCUAUGGGCAGUACACAGAUCAGCUCUCUGACUUUGCACAGAAGGAAGCAGCAAAACUACUGAGUGAGAAUAAGGCCCAAAAGAACAGCCAGAGUCCCCGGAAACGGGACAGCCAGGCAGAGACCAAAGAGGAGCGGUACUCCAAAUGCCAAGACUGUGCUAGACUCAUUCAGAAAUAUGUUACCAAGAAGCUUGGAGAAGACUGGAUAUUCCUGGUUCUCUUGGGUCUGGUCAUGGCGCUGGUGAGCUGGGGAAUGGACUAUGCCAGCGCCAAGAGUCUGCAGGCUUACAAGUGGAUGUACAAGGAACUGCACCCAAGUGUCCCUAUGCAGUACCUGGCCUGGGUCACCUACCCCCUCAUCCUCAUCCUCUUUGCUGCUGUAUUCUGCCACCUCGUCUCCCCACAGGCUGUUGGAUCUGGGAUUCCUGAGCUGAAGACAAUCAUGCGGGGAGUGGUCCUCAAGGAGUACCUCACACUCAAAGCUUUUGUGGCCAAAGUGGUGGGCCUGACAGCUGGGCUGGGGAGUGGCAUUUUUGUUGGAAAAACAGGUCCCUUUGUGCACAUCGCCAGCAUCUGCGCUGCUGUGCUCAGCAAGUUCAUGUCAAUCUUCUGUGGUGUGUAUGAGCAGCCGUAUUAUUACACUGAUGUCCUGACUGUGGGCUGUGCUGUGGGGGUUGGCUGCUGCUUUGGGACACCACUUGGAGGGGUUCUCUUCAGCAUUGAGGUCACUUCCACCUACUUUGCUGUGCGCAAUUACUGGCGUGGUUUCUUUGCGGCCACAUUCAGUGCCUUCAUCUUUCGAGUGCUCGCCGUGUGGAACAAGGAUGCAGUCACCAUCACGGCCCUGUUCAGAACUAACUUUCGCAUGGAUUUCCCCUUUGACCUUCAGGAGCUGCCAGCCUUUGCUGUGAUAGGGGUCUGUUGUGGAUUCCUUGGAGCCUUUUUUGUUUACCUCAAUCGCCAGGUGGUUCUGUGUGUCCGACGGUGUACAGCUCUGAGCCAGUUUCUCACCAAAUACCGCCUUGUAUACCCAGGAGUUAUAACCUUCUUGAUAGCAACGUUGACCUUCCCGCCAGGGUUCGGGCAGUUCAUGGCUGGAGAGUUGAUGCCAAGGGAAGCAAUCAGCUCCCUGUUUGAUAAUUACACCUGGGCAAAGCACAUGGGAGACCCACAAGUUCUAGGGAAAUCUGCUGUCUGGAUCCAUCCCAAAGUCAGUGUCUUUGUCAUCAUUCUGUUCUUCUUCAUCAUGAAGUUCUGGAUGUCUGUCAUUGCCAUUACAAUGCCGAUACCCUGUGGAGGCUUCAUGCCUGUUUUUGUACUGGGGGCUGCAUUCGGCCGUCUUGUUGGUGAAAUCAUGGCAUCCCUCUUCCCUGAUGGGAUCCUCUUUGAUGGCAUUGUUUACAAAAUCUUACCUGGAGGAUAUGCUGUCAUUGGUGCAGCAGCCCUGACGGGAGCUGUGAGCCACACCGUCUCCACAGCAGUGAUCUGCUUCGAGCUAACGGGUCAGAUCUCCCACAUCCUGCCCAUGAUGGUUGCUGUCAUCCUUGCCAACAUGGUGGCCCAGAGUUUGCAGCCCAGUCUCUAUGACAGUAUCAUCCAGGUGAAGAAGCUGCCUUACCUGCCUGACCUGGGCUGGAAUUACAUAAGCAAAUACAAUAUCUUUGUUGAGGAUAUCAUGGUCUGUGAUGUGAAAUUCAUUUCCUCCACUUGUACAUAUAAGGACCUGCAGACUCUGCUUCAGAGCACCACUGUCAAGACCUUGCCUCUGGUGGAUUCACCAGAGACCAUGAUCUUGCUGGGCUCUGUGGAGCGGUCGGAGCUGCAGGCUCUUCUCCAGAGGUAUAUUGGUCAGGAGCGGCGCCUGCACAUCAUCAAGGAGAUGCAGCAGAAGCUGGCUGAGGCACCCUAUGAUGGGCACAGCAAAGUGCCCAGCUGGAAGCGCGAAUCUUUUGCUUUUGUGGAUGAGGAUGAGGAUGAAGAGGAGAAGGCAGAGUCACCUCAGCACCCCUCUGCUGCUCCCAGCCACCCUGAAGAACCCAAUGGUCCAGUGGCUCCUCAUAAGCCAGUGCCAGAAACUCCAGGGCCCCAGGAAACCCCAGUCAGGAAUUUCUGGAGCUUGAGGCAGCUGAUCCAGCAGCUUUUGUGCCAUUACAACUGGCCACCAGAGACGGAGAGUGCUGCUCAGGAGUCUGCUGAAGUUAUCGACACAAUGAAGCCAGAGGAGAUAGAUGCUUGGGAGCAGGAGGAGCUGAGCAAGGAGGUGUGCUUCGACAGCUGCCGCAUAGACCCCUCCCCUUUCCAGCUAGUGGAGAGGACUUCCCUGCACAAGACACACACCUUGUUCUCCUUGCUGGGCCUCAGCCAUGCCUAUGUGACCAGUAAGGGGAAGCUGAAGGGAGUUCUGGCUUUGGAGGAGCUCCAGAAGGCAAUUGAGGGCUCCACACGCUCUGGUGUCCGCCUCCGCCCGCCUCUCGCCAGCUUCCGGGACACCAACCGGACCUCGCUGAGCAAUGAACAGAGCGGCCAGGUUUCCCAGGUGUGGAACUGGCAGGACAGCUGUGUGGUACCUGUGAGAGGAGCUGCAGACUUAGGGAUGGGGAGCCCCUUGCCCUCCAUCCCCCCUUCCCCACAGCCCCCACCCGGCCCUGAGGAGGGGAAGGGGCAGCGCUCUGUCUCAGCGGCUGAUGCUGAGCUGGAGGAGAUGGAGCUCUCUGGCCCUGCUGCUGAGAACAUCUCAGACAUCCUCAAGGACCUGAGCCUGCGCUCCACGGACGUGGAGGAGGAGGAUGAAGAGGACGUGCCCCUAUAACUGGUGGGAGGAGGGAUGUCCCACCCCUCUCCCUUCAGCACCCCAGCCCUGCUACACAUGCUCCUCUAGGAGAGGCCUGGGGACUGCAUCUCACCAGCACUUUGGGAUCUGCAGUGACUCAGUUGAGAGAGGGGCAUGGGACUGCCCUGCCAUCUGCUGCCAUGCCUGCCUGGAGAGUUGUGCUACUGGGGACAGACGGUGGGGGAAGGGGGCAUGAGAAGGGGGGAGGGACUCCCCCAGGUGGCAUUGAGGCCGCUGGGAUUUAGGCCCCUUCUCUGUCCUCUCCCAGCUUUCAUGGUGAGCAUGUGAUGGGGAUAGGAGGAGCAAGAACAAAAAUGAGGCAUGGACACCACUGGCUGCAGGGGCAGAUGCUCUGAACAGUUGUGCCAUUAUGAGAGGGUGGUGGGGAGCAGAGAGGGCCACAGCCCUUCCCCUUCUCUAUUCCCCGAACACCCUGCAACACAGCAGGAUUGUCUCUCUUUUUCCCCUCUCCCCUCCCCCCCACACACAUUCACACAUACACACAGUCCUGCAGCAAACCCCCCAGUCCUGACCUCAGAGUCCUGACUGGGGAAAAUAUACAGAGAGCAAGACCCUCAUGUAUAAUCCAUUCAGACACAGCUGUAAGCCAGGC